Plutella xylostella (diamondback moth) is the source of this 5749-nucleotide messenger RNA. RefSeq names its product rho guanine nucleotide exchange factor 10. Gene Ontology annotation, molecular function: guanyl-nucleotide exchange factor activity. The record is from RefSeq and is a predicted model, not a curated record. NCBI's taxonomy places the organism in Eukaryota, Metazoa, Arthropoda, Insecta, Lepidoptera, Plutellidae. Gene Ontology annotation, biological process: actin cytoskeleton organization; positive regulation of stress fiber assembly.
GCGAUUGUUCUCCUGCAGUGCCCUAUUUGUGCCGCAUUCUUGUCUGAAACUAGUUGGAGUCGAUGCAUGAAUCAUAGGAUCUAGGUGGGACAAUGGCGUGUGACUGACAACCCGGCCGGGCCCAGACCUCGGCACACUCGGCCCCCGCAUCCGAUACUCCACUGACCAUAAAUCGAACCUUGUUACAGACCUGCUGUUCCACUGUUCACAUUCACUGUGUCACUGUACCAUCUAAUAAGGUUAUCUGCCAACGAUUAUAGUCCGGACUGUUUUGUACUUUCGUAUCUGAAGUCUUUAGUAUCAGUCGUUCUCCGAUGCCCGACUAGCCUACAUCUCAGGUUCAGUCAACUCCAUAUAUGGGUGUCGAAUUGACCACCCAUAUUCGCGCCGCAUCCCAGGCUGCGCCGCUAUCUUUCCGUCCAAAUGAUUUAUACUGCACCGCUAUCGCUUCUUGUGAAGGGAGGUCAGCGGAGUAAAGGAAGCGUCUGUCUAAUUUCUCAGCUAUUUAGAUAAAGGAUAGCAGGGCUACUCAUAGCUUCCUAAGUGCUUUACAAGGGUAUUAAUAUCGAAUUUAGUUAAGCAGUUUUAAACUUACUUGGGUGACAAACCUAUUGUUUCAAACAAAGACUUGGCUAUUAGGGUUGCUUCUCAAUUUUACGAGCAGGUGACAUCAUUUCCCUGCUCGUUAAACAAUUAUUAUACACCACAGGCCUGCUGAUUACCGUCACCGUAGCGUAUAACAAGAAACGGAAAAUUUUAUUAGACUUUGUACGCAUACUAAGUGCAGAACUCAAUCAAUUUGCAUGAACAGCUUAGUAUUUGAAGUUUAUUUAAACAAUUUCAUAACGAGUAAUCAUAAAGCACCUGUAAUAAUAUUAUGUUGCCUCCCACGUGCUGAUGAAGCAAGUACCAGAGGAAGCUGGCUGCGGGUCGACAACCCUCGCGGCGGAGGACCCAAACCUCUAACUAGUAGUAAUAAUAAUCGACGAGAUUCCGAUUAAAACAACGUUGGCGAUUCAUAGAAAACGUGUUAGUAUAUAACUAAGCUUUGUGAUGUCGACACGUCAUUAUUGUUGUUAAGUAAAUGAUCGCUUCACGCCGAUAAUAGAAAAAUACACGUCCAAUAACUAGUGAACUCUGUAGUGACUUGUGCGAUGUGUUCUGUGAAGAUAAUAGUGAACGUACUUGUGAUACGAUUGCUGGAAUUUCUAAUGCUGUAACAGUGCAAGGCCUUGAUCUGUCUAAAGGUUACAACUGUGAUGUAAUUAAGUGUGUAACAAUUGUAGUCGUGAAGGAAAAGCUAAGCGAUGUGGUGUGUUGCGCCUCAGAAACGUGACAGCAUAAAGCGUGACAGGAAGACACACAAAAUAACCAAGAUUAAAUAUAAAUUGGUCAAGAAACAGAAAUUGUGUAUAAUAGAUGAGCACCGGUCGGCGGGCGGCAGCUGGGAGGAGCCGGUGAGCACGGUGCGCAACGCGCCGCUGCGCCGCUCCCAGCGACUCAACUCCACGCUGGACACCAGGAGUACGGGCCAGCUCCGCAACACGCUGAGCCGCGCGCGGGAGCUGUGCGAGCGAUGGCGCAGCGGGGGCGGCACCCCGGCGCCCCCCGCCCCGCCCCCUGACGACGAGGGCGGGGGGCGGCUGGCGCGCUGGUUCAGCGUGCGCCGUGGCUCCACGCACCAGUAUGACAUGCACGGGCAGGACAGCGACAAAAUGCCUAAACUGCCUGAGCUGGAAGAGGACAUGUUCUCAUGCGGCGGCGAGGUGCGCGGCGGGCGCGUGGCGGCGCCGGCGCUGGGCCCGCCGCCCGACGGGCUGUCGUCGGUGCAGCUGCGCCGCCGCCACGUGGUGGCCGCCAUCAUGCACAGCGAGAACUCGUAUGUGGCCACGCUGCAGAGGCUUGUCAAUGACUACAAGAAGCCGCUAGAAGAGAGCAGCCCGGCGAUUCUGAACGCGGGCAAGAUUCAAACCCUGUUCCACCGGCUGCCCGACAUCCUCCAGUGCCACCUCCACUUCCGCACCGCCCUGGCCGAGUGCGCUCGAACGUGGGACCGCGAUGAAAAAAUUGGCGAGGUCUUCCUAAGCGCAUUCUCCAAGGCGGUGGUCCUGGACGUGUACUCGGACUUCAUAAACAACUUCUCUGUGGCCAUGGAGCUGGCCAAGAUGGAGUCGAAGAGGAAGUCCGCCCUAGCUGACUUCUUCAAGGUGAAGCAGAUCAGCGCGCACGACCGACUCUCGUUCUUUGGGCUUAUGGUGAAGCCGGUGCAGCGGUUUCCGCAGUUUAUUAUGUUUUUACAGGAUUUACUAAAACACACGCCGCCCGGCCAUGCCGACCGCGUGGCGCUGCAGCGAGCAUUGACAAGACUGGAGGCGUUGGCCGACGCACUCAACGAGAGGAAACGAGACGCGGAGAGGACUCAGGCAUUCCGCGCAGCCUUACGCCGACUGACGCGGGGCGGGGUGGCGGGCGCGGGGGGCGCGGGCACGGCCGCCAGAUUCGGAGCCGCCAGGCUACUGGCGUCCAGAGCUGACAGGAGACAUCUGCUGCGGCAAGAUGACUUGGUGCAACUGGAGUUCAACCAAUCGGGCGCGAUCUCCAAGUGCAAGCCGCGGCGGCUUCUGCUACUCAACGACCUGGUCGUGUGCGUGUCGGUGGGCUGCGGCGGCGAGGAGGCGGAGCGGCUCGGGCUCAAGUGGGCGCAUCCCGUGCAGGAUGUUGAAGUGCUGGAUACCGGAACUUCCCCCACGCUCAGUCGGGUGCUGGCGCAAGGCAUGAACCGCAGCGGCAGCCUCCGCUCCACCAACUCGACGGGCACCAACACGACCUGGUCCACAUCAACCGGGGAUUCCCUCUGCAGCGAGAUGUCGGCGCUCAUGCACGACUACGAGGCCGUGUCCCGCAUGGCGGACCUGGCCGCCGCGCUCAAGGCGCCGACGCCGCAACUAGCGCCAGAGCUGUUCAAGUCGCUACUGCUGGACAUACAGAAGAAUAUACAGAAAAAGGACGACGAGAUGGCGUGGGUGGACUCCUGCUGUCUCCAACUGACGAUUCGCGGUCGCGAAGAGCCAAUCACCUUCCGCGCGAGCGAGCCGGGGGCCAGACUCGCGUGGGCCACGGAGCUGAGGCUGGCCCAGCUGGCCCAACACUCGGCCAACACGCCCGCGUGGCGCCUGGCCGCGUCCCAGGCGGCCCCGGCGCACAAGAUGCCGCUGUUUGUGGCCGCCACGCCGGUGUAUACGUCGAAGAAUUUGACUGAGGUGCGUUGCGGCUGCUUCUACACGUCGUCCGGCACGACCCGAGGCGCGUCGAUGCGUCGCGCGCGCUCUCUCCUGUGGGUGUGCGCCACAAGCGGCGCGUCCAGCCACGUGGCCGUGCUCACGCAUAGAGCCGCCAAGCUCAAGACGCUGGUGACGCUAGAUCUGCCUGACACUAAGGUAACCUCAAUGGAAUACGCCAAAGGACUUAGACAAGUGACCACGCUGUGCGGCGACACAGUGUGGCUCGGCACCGAGGACAAGAAGAUCCUGAUCUUCUCCGGCAUGGAGCCCGAGCGGCAGGAGAAGCUGGCGGAGGUGGGCGCGGGCGCGGCGGUCACGCAGCUGCGCUACCACUGCGGCGCCAUGUUCGCGGGGCUGGCCAGCGGCCGCGUGGCCGUGUACCGCCGCAACCACGACGACUCCUGGGCGCUCAGCGAGCCGCUGGCCGUGGAGCUCGGUGACCGGCCCGUGCACUGCGUGCUGCCCGUGGACGGCGUCGUCUACGCCACCUGCGCGCGACGCGUGUACGCCAUCAACGCGCUCACCGCCGAGAUCAUGCGCACGCUGGAUCUUAAAGGCGACGGUGACAAAUGCAUUAAGUAUCUAGCUCAUUCCGGCGUCGGCCUCUGGACCGCCUUCUCCGACUCCACCUAUGUCAGCCUCUACCACGCCGAGACCUUCGAGCACCUCCAGAACAUCGACAUCGCGGCCGACGUCGCCAAGACCAUCGGCGCGCGCGACGGCAGCCGGCCCGCGCACGUGUCGGCGCUGCAGGCGGCGCAGGGGCUGCUGUGGGUGGGCACCACGGCCGGCGUGUGCGUGACCGUGCCGCUGCCGCGCCUCGAGGGCCUGCCGCUGCUGGGCGGCGCGCUGGCGGCGGCGCACCACGCGCACGCCGGGCCCGUCACCUUCCUGCUGCCGCUGCUGCCCGAGCGCGAGGACGACCCCGCCGCCGCGCGCCGCCACCUCAGCACCGCGCGCCGCCUGGCCGCCGCCGCCGACGCGCCGCCCGACGACCGCGACGACGACAAGCCGCGCCUCGAGCGCCGCACCAGCGAGGACAGCCCGGGCCGCCCGCAGCGCGCGCACUCCGCCCUCGCGCGCCGCAAGAAGCCCGGCGACGUGCGCCUCAGCAAGACGCUGCCCAAGUGCGUCAACCUCAACGCGUGCGACGUGUACGGGCUGUACGGCGACCUCAUGUUCGUGAAGGACUGCGCGGGCGAGGGGGACGUGGGCGGCGCGGGCGGCGAGGCCCUGCGCCGGAGCGACCCCGAGCUGGCCGCCAUCCCCUUCCGCGUGAGCACGCUGGACCGGCGGCUGCGCAUGCGCGCGGGCCGGCCGCGCAGCCUCGACCUGUCCAGCUGGUCCGUGGACUCGCGCGCCUCCAGCCUGUGCACGUCGUCGGGCAGCGAGGAGUCCAUGGCGCUGCGCGGCGUGUCGCGCACCAGCUCGGGCGCGUCCGGCGCGGCCUCUCUGGCGCCCGUGGCCGCCGCCACGCCCGACUCCUCGUCCAGCAAGUCCAGCCACUCGGACCACUCCGUGUCGCGGAGCAACUCGGCCAACGCGGGCCCGGAGCGCGGCGCGAGCAAGAGCGCGGCGCGCAGCCUGCGCGGGGCGGACUACGUGGUGGGCGCGGGCGCGGCGCGGCGCUCCGUGGUGACGGUGGUGGGCGGGCGCGGCUACGUGGACUGGCGCCAGGCGGCCGACGCGGCGGACCGGCCCGCGCCCGCCGCCGAGCCCAACCCGCGCGACGCGCACCUCGUGCUGUGGGAGAUGCGCCUGUGACCUGCCCCCGCCACUGAAGCGAACGACCAAAUAACUUAUGCAUGCCUGACGAUACUAGCUCCGAGGAUACGGAGUCCUCGACUAACAGAUCUGGUCUGCAUAUUUUGUGUCAUAUUUAAAAAUGUAAUUACUAUGUUAUAGAUGUUUAUAUAGAUUAAAUGGUGCCGUUUAGGCCAUUGUAAAUUUAUUUUCGUUGAGCUGUUAAAAUUAAUUGUCUAUGUAUUUGAUACACUUUUUGUUAAAUGCUACGAUAUUAAAUUUACAUGCAAUCCCGGUAUCAUUCAGGAUAUUUGUAUGAAUUUUAAAAACAAAUAGUAUUUUAUGAUUAUGAGCUUUAAAUUAUUUUUCGGAGUUCAGAGCCGCUAGUUCGACCUAACAUUUUCAAUGAUUUAGCCUUAAUAAGUGCUGGUGCAUUAUUUUUGUGAUCCAUAUGCAAAUGUUAUCUUUAAAUGAAUAUUAUAUAGAAGCUACUUUUUUACGUUUUGUGUUUUAUAAAAGGAAUAACAUUGUUUAUAUUAAUUAUUAAAUUAACAUUUGUAAAUUUAUAAAUCUACAUUAUGGUAUCUAGAGGAGUAUAAAGAAAGGCCAAGUGAUGACUAUAAUCUGAAACCAAAUACAUACAGUCAAAUUAUUUAACGUUACGCUGCCAGUUGAAUCUAGAGUACACUCGCUUUUGCAUCAAUUAUACAUUUGGAAUCAAAUAA